CCAGUUCAAGGGUUGCUGGAAUUACUUCUUGCUUGUUAUGGUUCUCCGUGGAAACAUCCUUAGAAUUUCCUUUUCACACCUAUGUAACAGUGCAGCAGUGGUAUGCAAUCAAAACGCUGUCAUCUUCGAUUUUGAGAUGGACUUUUUCUAAAAACAUCAGUUAUAUUCUCAUAAGAUCGAGUAAUGCGGCGAACGAUCGCUUCAUUGAUUAUUGGAACACUGGUUUUAUUCUUCGCCAUCUUUUUUCGCACAUCUUUGGCGCACGAUGAUGAGGUUGCAUUUGUUGAAGAUGACGUGGAAGAAAUGGAGUUGCCACCGAAGACUUCUGUGGAAUGUUGCGCUGCUGGUAGCACUAGCUUCAUCAAUAAGCACUAUUUUUUGGCAAGUACAAUAGAUGGCAAGAUUACGGCAAUGGAUAUCGAAAAAAAUGGUGAGGUGGUGUGGAUAGUGGAUGCCGAUGAAGUACCAUUGUUGUCAAGUUCACUUAAUCAACAAAAAUUAGUAACCGAUAAUUUUCCAUACAUGUUGUUGCCAUCGCUUGACGGUUCGCUAUAUAUGUUCAACGUGAAAAGUAGUUCGCUGAGUCUAAUCCCUUUGAGUGCUAAUGCGCGGAUAAUGAUUGGGAAUGAUGAAAUCGCUGGUGGGACAUUUGUAACAUCUACUGGAAUUGAUCCUCUUACUGGCAAGAUGCGAUAUCGAUGCACAGCAGGAAAAUGCAUGCAGUACGAAACCACAACCAACGACUCUUUGCUUUAUACCCUUAUAAUGCGGAAAAAUACACAAGUUGCUCGAGCUGCUGAUCCUAUUACUGGAACAGAGAAGUGGAAUUUGUCAGUCAGUGAAUAUGACAUUAGCCUGGUUUCAUCAGAUCAUUCACUUCAUUUUGAACAGGCUAGUAUACCUGCUCAUAUUCAUUUUCUGCUGGAACCUCCGAGUGGUAGUGUUUCAGCAGUUGAUAACUGCGGAAAUUUGAAGUGGGAAAAGCGACUGUCAAGCCCAGUAGCUAAGGCUUGGCAAUUGUCUCGCGGCAGAAUUUUCGAGAUAUCAUUGUUUUCUCCUGAAACUAUAAGUGCAUUAAGUGAUUUUACUGGAAAUGGUUAUCAGUUUAUCUCCAAAUAUGAAGCUCCGUUUUAUUUCGGAACAGUCAAUUCAGAACCAUAUAUUAUACUUUCGGAGUUUAUGCGAGAAGAACUACGACGUACUUUUGCAGAUAUGCAAACGAAGUAUCAUCCCCAAAUACCACGCUCAUUUUAUUACACAAAAACACCAUUUCUGGACGAUCUGAAAAUUGGUGAUUUGAUACGGCGAUCGUAUAGAACAACUGGAAGUGUAAUUGAGACUAAUCAAAUAAACAAUGCGCGAGAUUUAGCGCCCUCGAAAUCAUUAACAUGUAACACGUAUGAUGCAGUCACCAUUGCUGGCAGCAAAAAGCUUAAGGAAAACAAUGAAGCGGAAGGUGAUCAUGGUUGGUACAUAUACAGACCACUUCGGAAGCUGUGCCGGAAAAGCAACCCUUUUCGAGAAAUAGAUCAGAAGAAGCAAAGAAGUUCUUACAACUACCUCUGCAGGCGAAAGAAUGUAUUGGAAGGGCUGAAACGGAUCGCACAUGAACCAGUUUCAGGAUGGUGGAAAAUCGUUGCACUUUUUUUGUCCUUAAUUGCAAGUUCAUUUGGUGCUAUUAUUAUAUUCUAUUGGCAACAGAUUCGGCAUCUUAAAUUAUUUGUUUUGUUAUAUGGUCUUGGGAAGAAAUCUCACACUCAUUCGAAUAUUUCACUUCCGAAAACAAAAUAUCCUAUUGUGGGCGCAUCUUUUGGCACUAUGCUGGUUAAUCGAAAAACAAGCACAAUAGCUUCUCAGCCUGCGCAAGAGUUGUUUUCAUCGAAAUUUCUCGAAGAUUUUGUGCCCGAAAAAUGGCUUGGACGUGGUGGUUAUGGUGUUGUUUUCAACUGUCGCAAUCGAUUGGAUGAUCGGAGCUAUGCUGUUAAACGAAUCGCAGUUAGCAACACAACUGCCGCAAUUGAUCAUGUAAAACGAGAAGCGCGCGCAAUGGCACGUCUUGACCAUCCAGGUAUAAUCCGUUAUUUUCACACUUGGAUGGAAAAACCUCCUUCUGGUUGGCAGCAAGCGAAAGAUAAAGAAAUCCUUCGAAAUAUUUGCUCUAAUGGGGAUUCCGGAAGCAAAUCCAUAAUGCAAACAUUGGAAAGUGAACAGAGUAUAACCCAAUCAAAAAAUCUUGCUGCUAAAGAUUCAUCAGUUAGUGAAGAACUGUUACAUGGAUUAAAUUUAAAUAUGCCUAUCAACGAAGAAGGUAUUGUCGUAAGUGAUUACGCCGAUAAUCUUUCGUGGAUGCGUGAUGAUAAUGACUGUAAAUUGAGAGCAGCAACGGAAUUGACGUCAUCGUCUCUCGACAAUGACAACGAGUCUAUUGGGCAUAGAAUCACUGCCGUAACUACUGGAAGUGUUGAUUCAGCAGGCAUAAUGUUUGCUCAUUAUGGGAACUCUCUGCGCAGCAUUGAAGAAAUCGCAGAAAAAGAUUUACGAAGCAGCACAUCACUGGAUCCUCUCCAACCUCCUGUUGUUUUGGUUACAAGCAUCCGUGAUUUACAAAAUUGUAAAAACAUCAAAGACUAUGUCUACCUUUACAUACAGAUGGAGUUGUGUCAAGAGUUAACACUGCACAGUUGGUUGUUAGCAAAUAAUAAGGAUGAAGAUCGUGAAAUAACUCGAAUGCGCAAAUGGCUUGCGGAAUUGGUCUGUGCCAUUGAUUACAUUCACAGCCAGGGUCUAAUUCAUAGGGAUCUGAAGCCUCAAAAUAUAUUUUUUUCUGCGGAUAAUUAUUUGAAAAUUGGUGACCUUGGUCUUGUGACAAAUUAUGUUAAUGAAGAAAGGACCGACUGCAAACAAAAUGCCAUAACAAAUGUUUCUCAUACAAGUCAUGUUGGUACCCGUUUGUAUAUGAGCCCAGAACAGCUGAAAGGCAAACCGUAUAAUGAAAAAGUUGAUGUGUUUUCACUUGGACUUAUUUUUGUUGAGCUCAUUGUACCUUGUACAACUACUAUGGAACGUAUUAGUAUCUUGUCUGGUUUGCAAAAUGGCAUUGUGCCCAAAUGCUUGGAUUAUCUUUCAUCUAAAGAGAGAAAAUUCGUCGCUUGGCUGACAGUCGUCGAUCCUGAGCUUCGUCCAUCCGCGCGUCAGUUAGCCGAAUGUGAUUACCUGCACGAUGAAGUACAUAUGUUAGGCACUUCACAUUUUCGCGAAUAUACUAUCUCAGGAGGUCGUUAAAUUUAUUUGGAAGUACAUGGAAGUAUGGGAGAGUGAUAUAAAUGCGUUUGCCGAUAGCUGGCAUCAAAUUGGAUGUAAAUGGCAAUAAAUUUUUCGGAACAUUAAGCUUCCUUCUGCAGAGAACAUAUCUGGUAUGCAGCUGUGAUUUGAUUUUAUGUUUACAUGCUAAUCGAUAUUAUGUUUUCAGUUCGAAUGCAUCAGUCUUUAUCUUGGGUUUAACCUUGUCAGUAAAUAUUUAUGAGGUGAUUAAAAUUUUUGGCUCCAAUGUUAGACAACGUUAGACACGUAAUUGGGCAUAGAGAGCUUGUUGCUGCGUUCAACAAGCAUUUAACAAGCUUCAAGUAAUUGAUUCUUCUGCAAUAAUUUCUAUCAGUGAUUUUCAAUUUUGCUAUUCCACACUUCAUAGUACAUUUGUUUUCAAUACAUUUGUUUCUAGAAAAAUUGUUCAUCUGACCUUUCUCACCUUUCUCGUCACG
This is a messenger RNA of Loa loa (African eye worm), 3758 nucleotides long. Its product is annotated as PEK/PEK protein kinase. Gene Ontology annotation, molecular function: protein kinase activity; ATP binding. The transcript is spliced from 21 exons. Bases 184 to 3282 code for a protein of 1032 amino acids. Lineage: Eukaryota; Metazoa; Nematoda; Chromadorea; Rhabditida; Onchocercidae. The record is from RefSeq and is a predicted model, not a curated record. Gene Ontology annotation, biological process: protein phosphorylation.